UCAAAACACACGCACUUAAUUAACAUAACUGUUUCAACUCUCUCUACUUCAAUUUUCCUUUCUCUUCUCACAACACGUUUCUUAGACAUGAUUAAUGAAUACAAUCUUAUAUGAUCGCACCCCCAUUAUUCUUUUAUCCAAUUUUUCUCUUAUUUGUUUCUCCUUUUUUAUUUUUCAACUAAUUUUUCGGGGAAUUCUGCCAAACUGGAAGUCUCAGCUCACCCUGCACAGCCUCUUGUCUCAAUUGAGCAUAUUUCUCCGCUCACCAAAGUGUGUUUCACUCACACAAGGGUCCAGGCAGUUGCAAAAUUGAGCUUAGGAUCUGAAUCAUUUAAUCAGAUGAAAAUUUAUGUAAUUAUGUUUAUGUUGUGAUACUCGUGUAAGAAGAAUUAGUUAGGUAUUCUUUGUUAAUUUCACCACUAUUGUGGUCUGCGAGUUUUUUGAUUUUUGGACAAACCCGAGGGAAUGAAAUGGCGAACGAAUUAGUAGCUCGUGCCUCACAUGCCCCAACAUCUGAGUUACUUUCCCGGACCAUCUUUGCUGUAUUUGACACUAUCAAAGCAGCCAAUGAGGUUGUGAUUCACAAGGAAAAUUUAAAGAGAUUCUCUGUUCACUUGAAGAAUGUCUCACUCAUAUUGAAGUCUUUAUCGAAGCAAGACAUACACAAUUCCGCGAGCUUGGAAAAUGCUAUGAAUGGUCUCUACCGAGAGGUUGGUGUUGCUAAGCAGCUUUUUGUUGAGUGCAACAAUAGAAGUAAGGUUUAUCUUUUAAUCAAUUCCAGAAAGAUCGUUACACACUUGAAUUGUUGUACCAAGGAUAUCGGUCGUGCAGUAAGCCUCAUCCCUUUGGCCUCUUUAGACAUUAACUCUGGUUUAAAUCAACAGAUAAGUGAGUUAUGCAAGAAAAUGUUGGAUGCUGAGUAUCAAACAGCUGCAGCAGAUGAGGAAAUUUUGAAGAAAAUUGAGACAGCGAUACAAGAGGGAAAUGUUGAUCGGUCGUAUGCGAAUCAGUUGCUAACCUGCAUUGCAGAUGCUAUAGGGGUCCCCUUGGAGCAUGGUGCAUUGAAGAGAGAAUUUGAAGAGCUGAAAAAUGAAAUGGAAAAUGCCAAGUCAAGGGUAGAUGUGGCAGAAGCUCUACAUAUGAAGCAGAUUAUUGCAGUGCUUGGAAAGGCUGAUUUUAUAACUUCAGCACAAGAGAAGGAAACUAGGUAUUUUGAGAAGAGAAACUCCUUGGGAGAGAGACCAUUGAUGCCUCUUCAGUCUUUUUACUGCCCAAUCUCUCUCGCUAUUAUGGCAGACCCUGUGGAGACUUCUUCCGGGAAGACAUUUGAGAGAAGGGAAAUAGAGAAAUGGUUUGCUGAAGGAAACACUCUCUGUCCCUUGACCAGGUUGCCUCUAGAUACUAAAAUCCUAAGGCCAAAUAAAACUCUUAAGCAGUCUAUUCAAGAGUGGAAGGACAGGAACACAAUGAUUACCAUUUCUGCCAUCAAAUCCGAACUUGAAACAAAUGAUGAAGAGGGAGUGGUUCAAUCCUUAGAAAAGCUACAGAAGCUUUGCUUAGAAAGAGAGGUUCACCGAGAAUGGUUAAAAAUGGAGAAUUACAUUACUGUUCUUAUUGGACUUCUUAGUUCUAAAAAUCGUGAAAUAAGGAAGCAUGUUCUACUCAUCCUGUGUAUGCUUGCAAUGGAUAAUGCAGACAACAAGGAAGAUAUUGCUAAAGUGGAUAAUGCACUUGGAUUGAUUGUUCGCUCACUUUCACGUCAAGCUGAGGAACGCAAGCUGGCAUUGGUGUUGCUGUUGGAGUUAUCUAAAUGUAAAAUGGUGUGCAGUCUCAUAGGAAGCAUUCAAGGAAGCAUACUUCUCCUGGUAUCAAUGAUAAAUAGUGAUGAUGUUGAAGCAGCCAAACAUGCACAUGAGCUGCUGGUGAAACUCUCUGUUCUUGAUCAGAAUGUUAUAGAGAUGGCAAAGGCAAAUUAUCUUAAGCCUUUACUGCUGAAACUUUCUACAGGAUCAGAAAAUAUGAAAAUAGUUAUGACUGAAACUUUGUCCAAAAUUACAUUAACCGACCAGAACAAAUUGUCCUUGGUCAAAGAUGGGGCAUUGCAACCUCUUGUUCAGCUGCUCUUAAAUGAUGAUUUGGAAAUCAAGAAAGUGGCUGUCAAAGCUCUACUACAGUUCUCAAGCUUGCCAGAGAAUGGCCUCCAGAUGAUCAAGGAAGGUGUUGCUCCACCACUGUUGGAACUGCUAUACUGUCACAGUUUACAGUCACCUACUCUUCUUGAACAGGUUGUUGCCACAAUAAUGCAUCUUGCUAUGUCAACAACUUACCAACAUGCUGAACCAGAACAGGUUUCAUUGCUAGAUUCUGAGGAAGACAUAUAUAAAUUCUUCUCUUUAAUUUCUUUGACGGAACCUGAGAUACAAAAUAAGAUUCUCAGAGCUUUCCAGGCAUUGUGCCAAUCUUUCUAUGGCCUCCGCAUCAGAAAGAGGUUGAGACAGAUAUCAGCAGCUAAAGUUUUGGUCCACUUGUUGGAGCUUAAUACCCAACCAGUGCAGGUCAAUUCCUUGAAGCUUUUCUAUUGCUUGACAGAAGACGGUGAUGAUGGCAACAUCUCAUCACAUAUAACUGAAAGAUUCAUCAAAGUCUUGCUUACCAUCAUUGAGGCCUCUGAUGACGCUGAAGCGAUGGUUACUGCUAUGGGUAUCAUCUCUAAACUACCACAGGAGUCUCACAUGACUCAGUGGCUUCUAGAUUCUGGGGCACUUAAAACUAUUUUGACUUGUCUUACCGACCAACAUAAGCAUGUCUCACACAAAAAACAAGUCAUAGAGAAUUCUGUUCAAGCUCUUUGUCGUUUUACUGUCUCAACAAAUUUGGAGUGGCAGAAGAGAGUGGCAUUAGAAGGCAUAAUCCCAGUGCUGGUGCAGUUGCUGCAUUCCGGAACACCCUUUACAAAACAAAAUGCAGCCAUUUCAAUCAAGCAGUUUUCAGAAAGUUCAUAUCGCUUGAGCGAGCCAAUAAAGAAGCCUAGCAUUUUCAAAUGCUGCCUUGUAGCCAAAGAAACUGGUUGUCCAGCACACUUAGGCACCUGCUCAGUUGAGUCUUCAUUCUGCAUUUUGCAAGCUAAUGCCUUGGAGCCCCUUGUGCGCAUGCUUGCAGAUCAAGAUGAUGGAACGCGCGAAGCUUCCUUAAAUGCACUGCUAACUUUGGUUGAUAGUGAAGCACCACAGAGUGGAAGUAAGGUACUUGCAAAUUCAAAUGCUAUUGCACCAAUGAUACAACUAUCGAGUGUUCCAAUUCCGAGGUUGCAGGAAAGAAUUCUAAUAGCUUUAGAAAGAAUUUUUCAACUAGAUGAUGUGAGAAAUAAGUACAAAGUUGUGGCCACGAUGCACUUGGUAGAAAUAACUCAGGGGAAAGAUAGUCGAAUGAGAAGUCUUGCUGCCAAGUGCCUUGCUCAAUUGGGUGAACUUAAUAAACAGUCCUCUUAUUUUUAGAAACGGUCUCACAAUUGUUUGGUUACUUGCACAAGAAUUAAAUAAACAGAAAUUCUACACAAGCUAAAUUCCUGUUUCAAGGUUUAUUUUUUUCCCUUUCUCUACUAUAUUUGUUGUCCUGAUAUGUCCGAGUCAUAUAAGAACUGAACUUAUUGCUCCCUUUCUACUGUUGUAAAGAAAUAUUGAAUUAGAUUGAAGAGAAUAUAUCUGAAAGGCUUUCAUAGUUA
This is a messenger RNA of Glycine soja, 3721 nucleotides long. Its product is annotated as U-box domain-containing protein 43-like. Bases 471 to 3494 code for a protein of 1007 amino acids. NCBI's taxonomy places the organism in Eukaryota, Viridiplantae, Streptophyta, Magnoliopsida, Fabales, Fabaceae. Gene Ontology annotation, molecular function: ubiquitin-protein transferase activity; protein binding. The transcript is spliced from 5 exons. Gene Ontology annotation, biological process: cell surface receptor signaling pathway; protein ubiquitination. The record is from RefSeq and is a predicted model, not a curated record.